Messenger RNA from Talaromyces amestolkiae, 1362 nucleotides. RefSeq lists its product as uncharacterized. The coding region runs from base 1 to 1362 and encodes 453 amino acids. The record is from RefSeq and is a predicted model, not a curated record. The transcript has 4 exons. NCBI's taxonomy places the organism in Eukaryota, Fungi, Ascomycota, Eurotiomycetes, Eurotiales, Trichocomaceae. Gene Ontology annotation, biological process: transmembrane transport. Gene Ontology annotation, molecular function: transmembrane transporter activity.
AUGGCCAUUGUGGAAGAAGUGGCUAACAUUCGCGAAUGGACUCUUCUACGCAUCCAAUGGAGCGAUGACGGGUCCGAUGAUGGCUGGAGGCCUCUUGCUGUCAAAUUCGGUCGACGUCCAGUAUACCUAACAAGCAAUUUCCUCAUGGGUAUCGCCUGCAUCUGGCUCGCUAUUGCCUCGGAAAAGACAUACCCCGUUUUCGUCCUAGCUCGCGCUUUCCUUGGUCUUUGGGAAGCUCCAAUUGAAGCUAUCGUUCCUAGUACUGUUGCCGACAUAUUCUUUCUACAUGAGCGAGGAGAAAAAAUAUCCAUAUACGGCCUCAGUGUGCUUGGUGGAAAUGAAAUCGGUCCUCUGAUAUCAGCAUACGUUAUCCAAAGUCUCAGUAUGCGAUGGGCUUUCUUCAUUGUGGCGAUCUGCAUUGGCGUGAAUAUGGUAACUAUGUUUUUCUUUAUGCCCGAAACAAAGUUCACAGGAUACAGGGCUGUCUUGGUUGCUCUUGAGAACGAUUCGGCAACUAGAGAUGAUCAAAAGUCUGCAGGGUCUGAGCAUCGUGAAAACAUAGUGGUCAAUUUGCGUGAAGAUGCAAUUGAGGAAGAUCGAUCAAGAAGUCCCAAGAAGAAAACAUUCGUCCAAGAGCUCGCUUACUGCAGUACGACGGAGUCUCGACUUAGCCUGUUCAAGAUCUUCCUGCGACCUUUUGUUCUUAUGACAUUUCCGACUGUGCUAUGGGCUAGUGCGCUAUACGGGAUGUCUCUGAGUUGGAAUCUGAUAUUGGGUGCUACGGUAGCACAGCUUUUUGCCCAUACAACUUCUCCUCGGGAACCGCAAGGACUUACUUUCUUGUCUCCCUUCAUAGGUUCGCUCAUUGGUACCUAUCUUUGCGGACCCAUUGCAGACCGAGUCGCUACAUAUUUCACGAUCCGUAAUGACGGUAUUCGAGAGCCUGAAAUGCGUCUACCAACAUGCAUCGUCGCAGCAGCUCUUACGAUGACCGGAGCUGUCAUAUCUGGCGUUACGUAUCACUACAAAACACACUGGUCAGGCCCUAUCAUUGGAUUCGCAGUACUAUCCGCUGGUGCGCAGAUGGGUGCAACAUUGAGCAUGAGCUAUGCUUUAGAUUGCCACAAAGAUCUUUCUGCCGAACUCAUGGUCACUGUAUCCUGUCUCAAGUCCACCGUGGCAUGGAUCUGGACAUGGUGCAUCAACGACUGGAUCGCCUCCAAUGGCACUAUUGUGGUCUUUAUCGCCGUGGCCUGUUUGAAUAUGGUGGUGUAUGGAAUUGCGUUCAUCUUCCAUCUGAGAGGAAAACAGAUGCGAAUUUGGAUACAUAAGAAAAACUUCUUAUCAGGGCUGGAGUUCUAG